Bombina bombina (fire-bellied toad) is the source of this 6251-nucleotide messenger RNA. It is a transcript of the gene YTHDF3, whose product is annotated as YTH N6-methyladenosine RNA binding protein F3. Lineage: Eukaryota; Metazoa; Chordata; Amphibia; Anura; Bombinatoridae. The record is from RefSeq and is a predicted model, not a curated record. Gene Ontology annotation, biological process: mRNA destabilization. Bases 619 to 2349 code for a protein of 576 amino acids. Gene Ontology annotation, cellular component: cytoplasm. The transcript is spliced from 5 exons. Gene Ontology annotation, molecular function: mRNA binding; N6-methyladenosine-containing RNA reader activity.
GAGGGGGGGCAAGUAGAGUGAGACAGAGGAGGCCGCCAAGGCCCACCGGACACACACCGCUGCCUAUGUACCAAAAUAUAUACACAGUGGCCGUAUAGAGAAAUAGCUAAACAUAACCAGUAUACCGCUCAUGCCCUGUAGGUGUGUACAUAUUUACACUGUCACACAGCAUUUGUAGGGUUUCUUUAUAUAAAGCAUAUAUACGUAUAUUAUAUAUUGCUGUGUCCCAGUAUUGCACAGGUAUAGUCAUAUUUAUACACAACUACCCUAAUUCUGUAGGUGUUUAUAUAUCUAUAUACAGGGUAUACUCCAAAUAGUCUAUAUGCUGUCUGUGAUUUGCUCCUAGUAAUAUAUCUUGUUUUAAUUGUACAGUGUUUGAGUAAAUGCUGUGUAAACAUCAGGUAUACCUAUAUUUAUAUUUGCUUUUCCAACUUAAAAUACAAAUUUCUUUAAUUCACUUAAAUAUUCAUACACUGUGUGCACAUCACACACCGUAGUGUGACAGGUGUUUGUAUACAUAUAUACUCGCUGUCAGACAAUUUUGCGGUGUUACAAACAGGGUGAGUUGAGAGAGGGGAUCACUCAACAGCUCCUGAUCAUCUCUAGCUCCUCAGGAGAAUGUCUGCGACCAGCGUGGAUCAGAGACCUAAAGGACAGGGAAACAAAGUUGCAUUGCAGAACGGUUCGAUGCAUCAAAAGGAUGCAGUAAAUGAUGACGACUUUGAGCCAUAUCUAGGUAGUCAGACAAAUCAGAGUAAUAGCUAUCCACCAAUGUCAGACCCAUACAUGCCUAAUUAUUAUGCUCCAUCCAUUGGAUUUCCUUAUUCACUUAGUGAGGCACCAUGGUCCACAGCUGGUGACCCACCAAUGCCAUAUUUGACAACCUAUGGACAGAUGAGCAAUGGGGAACACCACUUUAUACCUGAUGGAAUAUUUAGCCAACAUGGAGCAUUAGGGAACACAACACCCUUCCUUAGCCAGCAUGGGUUUAAUUUUUUUCCUGGUAAUGCAGACUUCUCUACGUGGGGGACAGGUGGAUCUCAGGGACAAUCAACGCAAAGUUCUGCAUAUAACAGUAGCUAUGGUUAUCCACAUAGUUCUCUAGGUAGAGCUAUAGCUGAUGGGCAAGCUGGAUUUGGCAGUGACACACUGAACAAGGUGUCAGGCAUUAACAGCAUUGAACAAGGAAUGACAGGACUUAAAAUUGGAGGGGAUGUGACAGCUGCUGUAACAAAAACUGUAGGCUCUGCUUUGGCUAGUGCAGGGAUGAACAGCAUUGCAGCAAAUAGUGUGCCCCCAGUUAGUAGUUCAGCACCUAAGCCAACCUCAUGGGCUGCCAUAGCUCGAAAGCCUGCAAAGCCUCAGCCGAAACUUAAACCUAAAGGCAAUCUUGGUAUUGUUAGUACUGCUAUUCCUCCUCCGCCUAUAAAACAUAAUAUCAAUAUUGGAACUUGGGAUGAUAAAGGGACAGUAGUAAAGACGACACCUACUCAACCAGUUCUGCCUCCUCAGUCUCUAAUUCAACAGCCUCAGCCAUUAAUUCAACCUCUACCAAUGGUGCAAAACCAACUGCCUCAACAGCAGCUUCAGCAACAACAAGGACCUCAGCAGCAGGCCCCACCACAUCAGGUACAGCAGCUUCAGAAUCGCUGGGUUGCUCCUAGAAACAGGGGAGUGGGCUUCAAUCAGAACAAUGUAUCGGGCAAUGAAAACUUUAAUUUAGGUAUUGUGUCUGUUAGUUCCUCACCAUCUGGUAUUGAGGUUCACCCAGUACUGGAAAAACUUAAGGCCAUAAACAACUACAAUCCCAAAGACUUUGAUUGGAAUUUAAAAAAUGGACGUGUGUUUAUAAUUAAAAGCUACUCUGAGGACGAUAUUCAUCGUUCUAUCAAGUAUUCUAUUUGGUGUAGUACUGAACAUGGUAAUAAACGUUUGGAUGCUGCUUACCGAUCUUUGAAUGGAAAAGGCCCACUUUAUUUACUCUUCAGUGUGAAUGGAAGUGGACAUUUUUGUGGUGUAGCUGAGAUGAAGUCUAUGGUGGACUAUAAUGCAUAUGCUGGAGUCUGGUCCCAGGACAAAUGGAAGGGAAAGUUUGAUGUAAAGUGGGUUUUUGUCAAAGACGUUCCCAACAACCAGCUGCGGCAUAUUCGUUUAGAAAAUAAUGAUAAUAAACCUGUUACCAACUCAAGGGACACUCAAGAGGUACCCCUAGAAAAAGCAAAGCAAGUUCUUAAAAUAAUUGCUACUUUCAAGCAUACAACUUCUAUCUUUGAUGACUUUGCACACUAUGAAAAGCGUCAAGAAGAGGAAGAAGCCAUGCGUAGAGAGAGAAAUCGAAGCAAACAAUAAUCAUGAAGAUAUUCUGCUAUUAUAACACUAAUGAUGCAGACUCUGAAAACGCCUACUUUGUUGAAGACAACAUAAUGCUUUUUAUUUCUACUUUAGGUGGCCGCUGAUCACGUUUAACACAAAUUGACUUUGUCCUAAUAAUGGUCUUCUUCGGUGCAUUGCCCUUUCUUUCAUCAAACACUUGAGAACUUUAACUUUGUCAAGCACUUUCUGUCCUGAAACGUUUAUCAUUAUCUGCUGUUUUAUAAUCAUGCAUCCUUACAAAGGCACAUGAAACUCAUUUGAAUGCAUCUUUGUUUUGCUUCUUCAACAUUAACACAUGCUACAAAAUUAGUUAAUGUCAAUGUGAGAUUCCGUCACAUUUUAUUAAAUUGCCAUUACUAUAUCUGGAAUUAAAAAUGAAUUAUGCUCUAUUUAAUUCCUCAGUAGGUGAAUUACAGUACCUGCGUUACUAUGGUAAACUAUCUUUUAAACCACAUCUUAGCAAAUUUAUUUGACACCGUCAUAGCUUUAUUGGGGUGUCUGUUUUCAACACUGUGUAGUGCCUGAGAAUAUUGAAAUACAGCUUUGUUCCCCUCUGCACUUUUAAGUCUUUAGUAGUUUUUCAUUUCUCCCAAAAGACCAAAUUAUGUCACUGCUGAUGAUUUCUUUCAGUUGCAAAGGUCAAACAAGGGUUUGUUUGGUAUCACAAAUCUUUGUGUAACUGUACCUCAGUUCUAGUAGCUUCUUUUUUUAUUAUGAAUUUCUAAUGAUACUUAAUUCAUAUUUUUGCUAUAUUUUGAAAAGUAUGGCCAAGUGCUGUCCUGAUAAUGGAAAGUUACAUCUAUAUCUAAUAAAAUUAGCUUAAAGGGACAGUCAAAAUUUAACUUUCAUGAUUCAGAUAGAGCAUGCAAUAUUAAACUUUCCAAUUUACUUCUGUUAUCAAUUCUUUCUCUUGGUAUCUUUUAUUGAAGAGUAAAACUAGAUAGGCUCAUAUGAGCUCAGGAGUGGUGCAUGUGUCUUUAGUACUCUUUGAGCUCAAUUUAUCAAACCUUGCCGUACACAUUUGUUCCUUUGCUCUCACGUGCAACCCCGACCCUGGCUGCUCACAGCCAAUCGCACAGGCAGGAGUUGUCAAUCUCCCCAGUCGGACUAGAUUUGGGAUAUUGAAAUUCUCCACCUAAGAGGUGGAGAACAAGGUAGGAAAGCAGCGGUCAUUCUGACUGCAGGUUCUCUUGUGCGAACCUGCAGUCAAAGGAGGAGAAGGGUUUGGUAAAUUGAGCCCAAUGGCAGCAGUGUGUUGCAACAUUGUUUAACAAAGCUACAAAUAAUGCUGCAAAAGACUGCUGACAUAGAGUACUAAAGACACGUGCACACUCCUGAGCUCUGAUGAGCCUACCUAAUUUUACUCUUCAAUAAAAGAUACCAAGAGAAAGAAGCGUAUUUGAUAACAGAAGUAAAUUGGAAAAUUAUUUAAAAUGAAAUGCUCUAUGUGAAUCCUGAAAGUUUAAUUUUGAGUUUACUGUCCCUUUAAUAAAAAUACUUCUUGAUUAGCAAACAUUCUUUUGUUUGCCAAAUUUUACUUCGCUUUUAUCUUUUUUACCAAAAUUAUAUAUCCCCAUUUCAUGAACUGUUAAACUAAUUUUAAGUGGGUACAACUUAACGUUCAGAGUAAGUUGCUUCCGAUUUCUCUAUUGGAUUUAUUUUAUGUGCCUAUUCUCUAUUGCAUUACAUUUAUUUGAAGUUCAUAGAAAUCAGUAGAAUUUUGGUAUUGUACUACAGAGAAAUAUAUAAAUGUAGAGUUUAUGAGCAUAUGUAAAAUGUAAUUAUGCAUUUUCUCAAAGCUGCUUUAUAGCUUUUGUUAGUGCAAAUUUUCAGGUCAGCGAUGAGUGGAUACCUAUAUCAAGUAUGUCUUUUUAGCAAAAAAAUGUUUAGUUGUGUUAUUUGCUGUCUCUUUAUUUACAAUUAUUAUUAUUAUUUUUUUGGAUGGUUUCAAAUUUUCCGUUAACAUAUCUAAACUAUUGAAGGAAAGUUUAAAGAUUAUAUCAUUUGAAUGAACACCCUUAUUGUAUUGGUUUAACAUUUUGAUUUACUGCUUUAUUGUAUUGCAAAUUUAAAUACCAAGAGUGUUUUUCUUCCAAAUGCAGAGAUGAAGGUAUUUUCCUUGGUAGUUUAAAGGUAUUACUGAAAUUUAGCAGUCAUGGUAAAGUUGUAUUAACUUUUUUUUUAUUUAAAUAUAUAUAUAUUUUUUUAUUAAUCCCAACCAAGUAAAAAUGUGUCCGGCUAUAGAAUUACAAUAAUUAUAAUAAAACAGGGCAACACAUUAAUGUAACCAAAUGAUUUUACUACUUCAUGUAAUUUUAACAUUUGUUGAAUCUGAUCUUUUGUUGUUGAGAAAAAAAGAUGAUGCAUGGCACUUUGAAGACCUGUUUUCUUAGUUGAUUCUAUUAAAUAAAUUAGCUUUAAAGAUAAUAAAUAAAAAUACAUUCCACGUCAACAACUAUUUUGCAGGUUUUGUCUAAAUGGCAGAAAUCUAGUAAAUAAAUAAUUCUACCAAAAUCUAUUAACCUUCAGUUGAAGGCCAUUAAAAAUUAGAAUCCGGCAUGUCUCUUCUUCCAGUUUCAAUAAAAUGUGUUUCACAACGGAAGACUGGUCUAAAGAAAACUCUCAUUACUAUUUGCAAUUUAUAGACUUCUUAGCCUGUGUGUGCAGUCUUUUGUUAGGGAUUAUUUUGAUUGUUACAAUUAGCAAGUGAAAAAAAAGUUUUAUAAAUUAGAGGCUUUUCGUGCAUGUUUGUUGGCUUUGGUAUAUAAUGGUACAUUGCAACUACAGCUCAUGAUUAAGCAUUUGUGCCUGACACCCUCUUUCCACUUUUAUUUGUUAAUUAGGACUGUGUUGCAUGUACCCUAAGUACUGUCGAGAAUAAUGUUGUUGAGCAUUUUACAUUAUCUAUAGUAUUUAUAUACUGAGCAGCCUGACAAAUAGUACCACAUUUGCAGUUGGAAUAGGCAUUUUGUGUUUCCUGAGACAGUAUUUGUGGAACUACAUAUUGUAUCAAGCAUUUGGCACUAGCUUCUAAGAUUGUGUUACAUAGUAGACUUCACAGGGUGUUUGUGGAAGCUAAAUUUUAGCAGUAGUCAAAAUGUAAUUCAGUGAUUUGGUUCUCAGCAGAAGUGUUCACAUCAUAUUGAACCCCAAGUGCUGCCGGUAUUCAGAAGAAAGUAAUGUAUUUUUCUGCCUGUCUUCUCUCAAACAAAAGUUUUUUGUUUUUGAUUGAGAUAUAUAUAUGUCUACCCUGUUUAUUACAAUAAAAGAUAACUUACCGUUACUUAAUAACCCAUCUACAGCAUAACAUUAGUUAUGGUACAAUAUUAAUAAUUAUUUCUAAUAGCAAACUCCGUCAGGUUGUAUAGAUGCUGUUUAUUAUAUACCUAUAUUAAAUUCUAUAAAUAUAUAUAUAAGAUAACUGGCAUUUCAAUGAAAAGCAAUUUGAAUAUGUAUAAAUGUUUUAGUAGAAUUAUAUAAAUUUUAUGCAACAUUCAAACUUUUUUUAGUUGCUGGUGUUUUUUUUUAAAAGGGGUACUUAUUCUACUUCAAAGUCACAUUUCACUCUCGGUUCAUUUUCUCACCCAGCACACAGAUGAACUUUGACUGCCAUGCACGUGACUGAAAGAGUUAAAACCUUUGUGUUGUAACUCUGUAUGUAUGGGGGGAAAAUAAUCUAAUUACAGGAAGAUUCCAGUUAUAUAACCCAGUUGUGCCUCUGCAUCACUCUGCCUCUUGUGAGAACUGUGGUAACCCAGUCUUGUAUAAUUGAAUCUCAUGUAUGCAAUUACAAGUAAAGUAUUCUAUAAACUGUAUACACUUACGGCAGAGCAAGCAGUCCUUACAGAGAUGGAAAAUAAAUGAUGUUGAAAUCCAAA